This is a messenger RNA of Ipomoea triloba (trilobed morning glory), 843 nucleotides long. RefSeq lists its product as uncharacterized. The coding region runs from base 302 to 610 and encodes 102 amino acids. The transcript has 2 exons. Lineage: Eukaryota; Viridiplantae; Streptophyta; Magnoliopsida; Solanales; Convolvulaceae. The record is from RefSeq and is a predicted model, not a curated record.
CGCCACAGAAUUGAGCCCAUGGAUAGGCCGAAAUUCACGAUUGGACCCUUCAACGACUCCAAAGACAAACUCGUCAAAUCUUCCAACGGUGUAUAGAAAUAUCCGGCGAGUCACAAACCCAAAAUAUGCACUCACCUCAUCGCUCUACGCUCUCCCAACCAGCCGCGACGCACUUCCGGAAAGCCGCCGUUCCCUUUCAUACCUCAUUCUCUUUCCAUUUUCAUCGAUUUCACACGCCCAAUUUCGUCUCCGUUUUCCUGAAAUUGAAUCGUGGCUGAUAGUGCAAAUUCCGGCAGAACCUAUGUCUCUUGACGACAAACUAUCCUCACCUCACAGGAGGUCACAGACUGUGUUUUCAGUCUCACCGUCGUAUAAAAAAUUAUAUGCCCGAGGCGAUGAAUUAGGGAGCAGCUGGUUGGCAAUGCUUCAACGCCACCGGUUCCUUCUAACUUCUAUGAGCUUGCUAGCUAUUCUUUGCACCAUCUAUCUCUACUUCGCCAUCACUCUUGGCGAGAGUAGCUCCUGCUUCGGGUUGAAGGGCACUGAGAAAGCAGCUUGUCUUUUGAAAAGCGGAGGAGCUGCUCUGGCAAAAGGGAAAUUGAAGAUUUGAAGUUCUAGCAUGGUGAUGGCUGUCUAAUCUUGUGGAUUCACUUACCGUUGUUUUUUUUUUUUAAUAUUCUUUGAAAGGCUUACAGAGUUACAGCUCGAUGUAGUACUCCCAAAUCAUUUUGGGUUAUCUGAGGCUUGUUAAGGUUGGUAGUUUUGGUUGUACAUGUUAGUGCAUGGACACUGUUUCUGACGUAUAUGUUUUUCGGUGCAAUUGAAGCAAAAUUUUCUUGACCA